AUGGCACCCUUGUUCAAUCAUUUCUACCCAAAGGGGGUCACUGGCCUUUGCCACUCUCAAGUGGGAUGCUGGAGGUACAAUCUCAGGAGCCUUGCAUUUCUACAGGAGCAGAUGGACAAGCUAAACUCGUUUCAGGGCAUCUCAGAAAUGCUGGACAGUGCGAAGGUGGCAGAAGAGGGCUCGGCAAGGAGAGCAUGCUAUAAAAGACUUUCCCAUGCAAUGAGCCUCUGGGAGAUGCUCAUCUGCCAUCACAAUAAAGGUUUGCAGCCUGACAACUUCUACACUGCCGAAGAGGUGCAAGUUGUUGUGCAGGAGAUCUGCAGCUCCCUCCUUGCCUUUGCAGAAGAGUGUGGUUUUGAUGGGGUGAGGAUUGAGAACUGCAUGCCACCAAAGGAUGUCGAUGAUGACAGGAGGGCUUUGGAGGAGCGCCUUGGCUACAUUCUUGGUUUGAAGAAAUACUCUUUAGAUGGGUUUCCUGAAGACAUUGUUGAAGAAUCCAAGCAGGCAAAGGCAGUUCAUGAAAAACAGCUGUCGCGUAUGUUCUUUGCUGAUGAAGAAAUUGUUGUGGGCCAGUGGAUUUCUGGCACAGUGUAUUCGUGCAAGCGGAGGGGGAGGGAAUAUGUGGUGAAGAAUGUGGUGAGGUGCGACGGCAACCACCAAGACUUGGUGGGUCUUGCCAGGUUGUACACAGCAACCAAGGCGUCGAUUAACUCUCCUGCAGUUGUCCGUCUCUAUGGCUUCACUGGUUCAGGGAAGCUGGUCAUGGAGAAGGGGGUAGCAGACAUAUUGACGUGGUUCAAGCACCACAGAUCUGGGGGCAUGAAGCUGAAGCUACAGCUGCUCCAGAAUGCUGCAUCGGCUCUGGCAGAUGUCCACCAUGAGGGCAUCGUGCAUCGUGACGUUAGACUUGGGAAGUUCAUUGUGUUCAAGGGAAACCCGUUAGAGGUAAAAAUCAGGCUUCUUCAAUUUUCAACAAACAGCAGUGCUGAUGCAAACAAUGUGGUGUCUGAAGCUGGGGCAGUUAAGUGUGGUGCUCCUGAGGUGUUGCAUGGGGCUCCGAACAGUUUUCUGAGUGACAUUUACAGUUUUGGCAUUGUUGCAAACAUGCUGGUUGCAGAAAUGCAGCUAUAUAGAACAGGCACUCCCCAUUCAGUGUUGUCACAGAGAAAGACAGUUGGGCAACCUCCCUGGGAGCUGCCCAGUGACUGUCCAACAGGGCUAGCAGAAUUCAUAGCAGAGUGCUGCUCUGUUGUUCCAGCUGCCAGACCCCCAUCGAUGGAGGAUGUGUAUGAACGCUUGACAACAUUGGCACAAUGCUAUGAGGCAUCGAGGGACACGGCUGUACAGAAUCCAGCAAUUCUUGAAGAGCCUCUACAUGAGCUCGCAAGCGCAAAGUAUAACAAGAAUAUGAUGGGUUUCCUGAGCCGUCAGCUGGAAAAGGUACAUGCUUUAAAGGCACCCAGAGGGGCAAGCAAAGAUUAUCUGAAGGAAUUUGAGAAUGCACGGGAGAAAGGGCAUAGGCUCAUUCGCAAACACGAAGAACGUGUUGACAUCAGCACUUUCUAUCAGAGUGUUGAGGCAAGAGACAUUGUGGAACACGUGUGUGACUCUCUAUAUGUGGUUGCCAGAGAAUGGGGACUGAAGGACACACAAAACGUUAAAGUGAAAGUGCCUGGAAAAGCAUUUUCUGAAGAUAGAGACACACUGGCAAAACUGCUCAAUUUUGUUCUUAGAGGGGUACAUGAAGAUUUUGUGAGUUUUGCUGAGAUUCCCCAGGAAUGGCAGGACAGUAGGAAGGAGCAUGUUGCCCGCAUGAAGGGCUUGCCAGAAGUCGAUGAUGAGGAGAUUUGCCAAGCAGCGGUUGUGGGUGAAGGUGGGGUCAGUGUUGUGCAUUCCUGUACCUACAGGGGAAACCGAGUGGCCAUGAAGGAGUUUGUGAAGAAAGGAGGAGAAGUAGAUAUUGAGAACAUGGCAACGUUUUUCAAGGACGUUCUUGUCCAUAUGUCCCUGAGAGAUGGCCACGUUGCCAAAUUGCUUGCAAUUACCAAGUCAGGAAGUGUGCUGAUGGAGCUGGCAGACAUGGAUCUGAAAGCAUUCUGCAGAAAAUUCUGUCCCAAAUGGCCAUGGAACGUGAGGAUUUUGCUACAGGCAGCCAAAUGCCUGAGGUAUAUGCAUGGUGGAGAUCGACCAAUGGCCCACUGUGAUGUGAAGAGCCCCAAUUUCCUGGUGUUUGGAAGCGAUGUAGCCACAUGCAUUGUCAAAAUAACUGACUUUGGACUGACAUGUGAAGUCACAGAGGCAAGGUGGAAGACUGCUAGAAGGCCGCGAGGGACUUGUCUGUGGGUGGCGCCUGAAGUUUUCGAAGGAGAGCUCCUUUCGCUCCCUUCCGAUGUGUACAGCUUUGGAUUGAUCAUGUACGAAAUCGUCACGGGGAAGGAGCUGUACGGACUGCAAUCGGUGUCUCAACCAGACAAUGACCAGCACAUUAUGAAGAAGAAGCUUGACGGACAGGAACCCUGUGUUGUUGAUCCAGCUGACUGCCCUGAGGAAAUGCAUUCGUUGAUGAAGGAGUGCUGCCAUUUGGAUCCUGAAAAGAGGCCUACGAUGGCAGAGGUUUGCAGCCGCCUUUCUGUGCUGCAAAUGCUGCGAACUGACAAGGUUCAUGCUCAGAAAUCACUUCACAGGACCCUUUGGGGUUCAAUUAUUCCCAUGCUCUUCUCGUUCAAGUCUUGCAUUGUGUGGUGCCUGGCUGCUAUCCUCUUCCAAACCACUCGUGGGGCAUGCGCUGGUGCAUCGGCACGACGGUGCUGA
This is a messenger RNA of Ostreobium quekettii, 2811 nucleotides long. NCBI's taxonomy places the organism in Eukaryota, Viridiplantae, Chlorophyta, Ulvophyceae, Bryopsidales, Ostreobiaceae. The record is from the annotation of a GenBank genome assembly.